Messenger RNA from Ostreobium quekettii, 996 nucleotides. The record is from the annotation of a GenBank genome assembly. NCBI's taxonomy places the organism in Eukaryota, Viridiplantae, Chlorophyta, Ulvophyceae, Bryopsidales, Ostreobiaceae.
AUGGUUCUGGUGACAGCCACCAGAGAGUGGGAAAUUCUCCAAAUCCUUGUUGUGUGCCUGAUAUGCAUGGCGCAUGCUGCUGUUUUGGCAGCAGAAGUAGUGGAGGGCCUUGGAAGCCUUGUUGUCCAAGAAGAAGUGACCCCUGGACUUUGUUGCUACAGCACACUGCCGGCCAUGAGGCUGAGGGCACUUCUGGAUGCCAGCUUCUGUCAAUCAGAGGGGAGAAGCAUUCUUGAAAGAAAUGAUGGCAUGCCAGUCAACUCAGCAAGAACUCUGUCAUUUCAGGGUGGGCGUAUGGCUGUACCUGCCACACGCUUCCCAUACAUCAACACGGUGGAGGUCCAUGGCAAAGUGUGCAAUGCAGUUGCCAUAUCUAAGACACACAUUCUGACAAAGGCAAGCUGCAUAGGAGCUGCAGCUGGCACCAAUUUUGAUCCUGGUGCUUGGAAGGGAGGUGUUGGCAGCGUUUGGACUCCCGCCCAGCUGGGCCUGCACAGCAAGCAGGUGCACAUCCAUCCCAACUGGACUGGAGCCACCUCAGAUCAACAUGACGCCGCGAUCUUGACUCUGGGCAAGCCAAUUCGUGACCAGCCGGUAGUCCUCGCAGACCCCACAUUCUGCCUUGUUGAGCACUUGCCUGCGCACACAGUGUGGCCCUGGGGUGGUGGAGGCUACCUAGUUAGUUCCUAUACUGCAUGUGCUGACCCUUGGUGCUGUGCCACCACUGGGUUGGUCAAUGGCACGUCUGCCAAUCAGCCAAAUGGGACGUGUGACCUCCCAGGUGGCAUAUUGGUGCUAUUGGAAUCCCCUUCGGCCAGCACAGCACCCCAUGGGUGUGGGCACACAUCGCAUGCCACCAUCGAGUCAGGUUCUCCGGACUUGGACCUGCUUGUGGGCAUCUACGCACUGCCUGACGUCGCCUUGGACAGUGAAACCGCUGAAGAGAUAACGUGGAUCGCCACAAUCCGAUCCUGGAUCGAUGAGAUAAUUCUUUAG